UCAGAUCCAAGGAGGAGGUGAUAUUCAUGGGAGCACGGUUCAAACUCUCACUUGGAGCACAGCUUCAGCAGCCUUUCAGCCGCUGCUCUCUCUGCGCUUCUUUUCCUCUUAAACAUAAGCUAAAGAAGAUUGAAUAAUGUUUGCUUAAAAUAAUAAUAAAAAAAAAUAAAUAAAUUCUGGAGAUUUUUUUCUACCCUUGGACAGAUUUCAGGAGGUGAUUUGAGAACCUGAAGACAGACUGUUACCUGGGCAUUAUGAAAAGGUAUCCAGGCGUCUUUCACUGCUGGGAGAGGAUGCUUGUUUUGUAAAAAAAAAAAUAAUAAUAAAAAAAAAUUGCUCAUAUUUUUGUGACUCUUGACAAAAACUGUAACGCGAUCUGCGACUUUUUGCGCGCUACUUUUAAAACUGCAUGACCGAAAUGGAGCGCACCGGAUUAGCUGUUUUAAUGGUUUUAAGUGUUGCGCUCAUGCGGGUUGGCGACGGUCACCAGGAGGCAACAGGUGGGAGGACCGGGGCAAGCCAGGUGGUCCCCGACCAUCAGAUCAGUCAGGGUCAAUCUCCCAAAGAAGCUCUGGACCUUUCGAAAACACCUACCACCGGCCAGUCGACAACUCUGCACCGCACGUCCAGGGGAGCGUCAGCAUCCAGAGGUGAAACGGUUCACUCUGCUGGCGCAUCCGGGGAAGACCUCGUCUCAUCGUCGCACGGCAGAGCGCAGCGCACAGCCAGACACCCGCAAACGAGCAGAGUGAACCGCAGGCAAAGCAGCAAGCCCGGCUCCUCCAGCACAAGACGACUGGCUGGGCCAAAUGUCUGUGGAGGUCAGCAGUGCUGCUCUGGUUGGGUAGUGGCUCCAGGACCCAACCGCUGCAUAAAACCUGACUGCCAGCCCCCCUGUCAGAACCGUGGCUCCUGCAGCCGACCACAUACUUGUGUGUGCCGCUCAGGCUUUCAGGGGCCCCGCUGUGAGGAGGUGGCCCCCGAGCAGGUGUACAUUCGUGAGCAGGGCACUCUGAGGCGCAUUCAUCCAGGCACCAAACCCUUCCAGAGAGACCCACCACAGAGAAGACCCUCAGAGAGGAAGGCCACAGACACCAUCAAGCUCCAGACCCCACGACCUGUGACCACCAAGCAACCUGCCCAGACUGUAACCCAAGCAAGACGAGGACCUGCGUACUCCUCGCCUCAGCAGAGUGGGACCUCCCGUACCGUGAAGCGUUAUCCAUCGUCCUCUGAGCCCAUAACCUCCAAUGCCCUGCCCAACGGCAACGGCUUUGCAAACGGCCAUGGCAGUGAGAACAGAAACUGGUACUCACACAGGAACAGACAAAGCAACACCCCAUCCCUUAACGGUCAAAGGUCUCCUAGUGAUAGCCAGGGACAGUUCAACAAUGUGUUGCAUCCAGCAGGGGCUAACCUCACCUCCAACCUUGACCGGAUUAAGAUUGUCUUCACACCUAUGCUCUGCCGAAGGGUGUGCAGUGGCGGGCACUGCUACAACAGCUGCGAGAAGGGAGAUGUUACCACUGUAUACAGCGACAACUCGCAGCAGCAGCAGCAGCAGCAGCAGCAACAACAACAGCCAAAGAACCAAGGCUUCAGACUCUUCUUCUGUCAAAUCCCCUGCAUGAACGGAGGCCGAUGCAUUGGCAGGGACCUGUGUUGGUGCCCAUCGAAUUCAACGGGGAAGUUUUGCCACCUACCAGCACCACCACUUCCCAGACCCACUCCUCACGGUCGCAAGGAUGCAACCCACCAGGCAGCGAAAUCACCAUCCCAUUCCAUGUACACUUUGCCACUCUCCAAUCAGCAUGUGUCUCUCCACCCAUCGCUGGUAAACGUCCACAUACAACACCCACCAGAGGCUGAGGUCCAGGUUCACCAAGUAGCUCGAGUCCAGCCUGGACAGAGACCAGCCACCACAGAUGGGGCUCAUUCUGUCCAGCAACGUUCCCAGCCUGGAAACGGACAUGAACACACCAGUGAACAUAACGGCAGACUCACACACGGCAAUGGCCACUGGAAUGGCCACAGUACAACUACCAUCCUUCAGAAUGGACAUGUUGGCAGAUGCUUUCAGGAAACAGUAGAUGGACAGUGUGGCAAACCUCUGCCAGGCCUAACCAAACAGGAUGAUUGCUGUGGAAGUGUGGGGGCGUCAUGGGGUUUGAACAAGUGCCAAAAGUGCCCAACCAAACCAGCAUAUGCAGUGAUUGCGAAUGGACAAGUAGAGUGUCCCAAAGGUUUUAAACGAAUGAACAUCACACACUGUCAAGACAUCAAUGAGUGCCUGUUGCCAGGGAUAUGUAAGAACGCUGAAUGUCUCAAUACCAAAGGAAGCUACAGGUGCACUUGUAAGCCAGGUUAUAUGUUAGAUGCUGCCAGAAGCCACUGUGUUUCUGACAAGGCAGUGUCUGACCACAGGGCCUCAUGCUACCGGUCAGUGUCAUCAGGAACAUGCUCUCUUCCUCUUGUCAAUCACAUCACUAAGCAGAUAUGCUGCUGCAGCCGUGUGGGCAAAGCCUGGGGAAAUGGAUGUGAUCGAUGUCCUUUGCCAGGUUCAGACCACUUCAAGGAGAUCUGCCCAGCUGGUCAUGGAUACACAUACUCGCGCUCAGAUGUGCAGAUUUCUCUCAGGCAGCUGGAAGAUGAUGAGCUGCAGAGCACAGGAGUGACGCUGGAGGAGCAGGAGCCUGAGUUGCCAUCCUCCCAGCCUUCACGACACAACAACUACCCUCAAACACCUCAAAUACCCCAGUACCCCGAGACACCACGAGUACCUCAGUACACUUUGACUUCACAAUAUCCCUCAGAAUCAGGACAAGAAACACCUAAACUGCAAGACGAUCUGGAAAUUCUGAUGCCGCCGCCUGUUGUGACGGACUCAACACCAAAUUAUCCAGAGAGCUCUCCAGACUCCCCUGAUUUCAACAUAAGGCCAGAUUUAAAGGAAACAAGCCCUGGAGUUUCCGUCACUGGCAUUAACAAGUGUGCUACUUCACCAAAUAUAUGUGGGCAUGGAAAAUGUGUUCCUGUGCAGAAUGGAUACACUUGCGACUGUGAUCAAGGGUUCAAGCUCAAUGCAUUGCAGAACAGUUGCAUUGAUGUGAACGAGUGUGAAAUGGACCCAUGUGAGGGUAAGGGUCACUGCAUAAACAGCUAUGGCUCCUACAUAUGUCAGUGCCACAGAGGCUACAGCCAGGUGAUCACCCAGAACAGGAAAUUCUGUCAAGACAUCAACGAGUGCAGCAUGCCCAACAAGUGCCAGAACGGCCAGUGCGUCAACACUGAGGGAUCUUUCACCUGCGAAUGCAAUGACGGCUACUCCAAAUCAGGGCGAGACCUUUGUGAAGACGUAGAUGAGUGCAGAGAUCACAGCUCCUGUCCCAACGGCAUCUGCGUCAACACUCUUGGCUCCUUCCAGUGCCAGACCUGUGGCUGGGGCUUCAGGCCCAUUGGUGGGAGAUGUGUAGAUAUCAAUGAAUGCUUGAACCAAACCAUGUGCGGUCGUGGUCGGUGUGUCAACACAGAGGGCUCCUAUACAUGCAACUGUUUCCAUGGCUAUAUGCUCUCAUCAAACAAUUUUUGCCAAGAUGUGGAUGAAUGCAUGCUUCCGGGGAUCUGUCUCCAUGGCCGCUGCGUCAAUCUGGACGGCACCCACAAGUGCACCUGUAACCUUGGUUACCAAGUCUCCUCAGACAGCAAGUCGUGUGAAGACGUCAACGAGUGUGCGAGUGGUACAGCGUGCCCAGUGGGGAUUUGUAUCAACACAGCAGGUUCCUACAGUUGCCAGAACUGCGGGCCUGGGUUUGGACCAUCCACUAAUGGGCUGAGAUGUGAAGACAUUGAUGAGUGUGCACAGGGAGGCGUUUGCUUUGAAGGGGUGUGUGCCAACACACAGGGAUCCUUCAUUUGCACUCAAUGCAAAGCUGGCUAUAGAGUGUCUGAGGACAAGCAGAGGUGUGAAGAUAUUGAUGAGUGCCAGUACCUGUCUACCUGUUCCAAUGGGAUCUGUCUAAACUCAGAAGGGUCUUAUACAUGUGUGAACUGCCCUGCAGGGUAUCUAGUGUCUUUUGAUGGGGAACUUUGUCAAGAUAACGAUGAGUGCGCAAUGGCAACCACCUGUCCCCAGGGAAAAUGUACGAACACGGAGGGCUCGUUCACGUGUGUCCCCUGUCAACCUGGUUUCACAGUUUCUGAUGAUGGACAAAUAUGUGAAGAUGUGGAUGAGUGCUCAGAGGGUAACUUGUGUCCUGGCCUACUGUGCGUUAACACCCCAGGAUUUUACAUCUGCAAGGGCUGCUUAGCUGGUUUCCAACUGUCUGAAGACAGUCACACCUGUGAAGAUAUCGACGAGUGCCAGACUGCAGGUGUUUGCCUCACAGGUGUCUGUGUUAAUACGGAGGGCUUCUUCUCCUGCAUGCCCUGCGAUCCAGGCUUCAGCGUAGCGCCCAAUGGCCUCUCGUGUGAAGACAUCGACGAGUGUUUUACGGGAAUUUGUGGAGAAGGAAGCUGUUUGAAUACGGAGGGUUCCUACAGAUGUAUGUGUCCUGAUGGAUUUACCACCACCGAUAAACCCCCUGGCUGCCAGGACAUCAACGAGUGUUUAACGGGAAUUUGUGGAGAAGGAAGCUGUUUGAAUACGGAGGGUUCCUACAGAUGUAUGUGUCCUGAUGGAUUUACCACCACCGAUGAACGCCCUGGCUGCCAGGAUGUUGAUGAGUGCAGAAGAGAUGAUGUCUGCAUUCGAGGAGAGUGUCUGAACACUGAUGGUUCUUUCUUAUGCUUGUGUGAACCCGGCUUCAAGUACAACACUGAUUCAGCGGACUGUGAAGACCAGGAUGAGUGUAAAGAGUUUGGAAGUUUGUUGUGUGGUACCUGGACCUGCGAGAACACCAUCGGCUCCUAUAAGUGCUUCAUGCAGUGCCAGCCUGACAUGCUUAGCGGAGACUGCGAUAUCGAUGAAUGCAACAAUGAGACCAUCUGUGGGAGCCACGGCUUCUGCGAGAAUACAGUCGAUUCCUUCCUAUGCCAUUGUGACCAAGGCUACACCAACCCACCCGGAGAUAUUACCAGAUGUGUUGACCUGAACGAGUGUGAGAUGAGCUCGGCGCGGUGCGGAGAGGCCCUGUGUGAGAACUUUGAUGGAAGCUUCCUGUGCAUCUGCCCCAACGACAAUGAGGAAUUUGAUCCUGAAACCAACCAGUGCCGCUCCAUGGCCGUUCCUGACACUAAGCCGGAGUCUACAUCCACUCCCAUAACUGAAGAGAGGAAAGAUUGCUAUUAUAAUCUAAAUGAUGCCAACAUCUGCAACAAUGUCUUGUCUCGUAACACCACCAAGCAGGAAUGCUGCUGCACAGCCGGCGCCGGCUGGGGCGACAACUGUGAGAUCCACCCCUGUCCUCCUGUAGGAAGAGAUGAUUACAAUCAGUUGUGUCCCCAUGGCAACGGAUUAUUAACUUUACCUGGGUCUUCUUUACUGGGUCAUGGAGAAAACCUCCGCUACAAAGAUGCAAAUGAAUGUGAAAUGUUUGGAAGCGAGAUAUGCAAGAAUGGACAAUGUUCCAAUUUCUUUUCUGGGUAUACCUGCUACUGUCAGUCUGGAUAUUUCUACGACAAAAUCCGGCUUGAGUGUAUGGAUUAUGAUGAGUGUGGAUUUGGAAACCCUUGUGAAAACGGAGCAUGUGUGAACACGGCAGGAUCGUUCAACUGUUUCUGUAGUCCUCCGCUAGUCCUGGACAGCACACAGCACCGCUGCGUCAGUCCCAACACAACAGAAGACAUCAUAGGUUCUGAUCAGGAUGUGAACGCAAAUAUUUGCUGGCACCGACUCGAAGGGGACAACGUGUGUGCAGAACCGAUUCAGGAGCUCAGAACAACAUACACUGAAUGCUGCUGCCUGUACGGCGUCGCCUGGGGUGGGCAGUGUGCACUCUGCCCCAGGAAAAAUUCUGUUGAUUAUGCUUCCAUGUGCAACCUGCCUUGGACAGAAGGCGCAGACAGCCUUCGAGAGCGGAUAGGAUAUGACUAUGGCGUUGAAGAGCCAGAGCUUCCUCCAUACUGGGAUAACUAUGGUGGUGGCAUUCCUGAAAGUGUGCCCUUAUUUACUGACAGUGACUACAACAACCCGCAACCACCCUUUCGUGUCCCAGUCCUACGUCCAGGUGGGAGUCAACCCCAACCACUGGAUCGCUAUACAGAGCGGCGUUACGACAGCUUUGAGGGUCUCCAAGCGGAAGAGUGUGGGAUCCUGAACGGAUGUGAUAAUGGACGCUGCGUUCGUGUUCGAGAGGGCUAUACCUGCGACUGCUUCGAUGGUUACGAACUUAACCUGGAUAAGAUGGCCUGCAUAGACAUAAACGAAUGUGAGGACAUCAGUGACAAGGUCCCCUUGUGUCUGAACGGCCAGUGCAUCAACACCGAGGGGUCCUACAAGUGCACCUGCCUGCCCGGCUUCGUGGCCUCCGCCAAGCCACACAAAUGCAUCUCAGCAAUCCCAGAGUCCACAUUCAGGGGGGCAGAAAACUGAAAGAGAAACAAACUUUUCCUGCUUCUUAAAACCAUCAUCAUCCCCGUGCUCUGUCCACCAGAGAGCUCGACACUAAACCUCCAACAGUAACACUGUUCGUCCAAGCUUUUCUCCCCACGUGUUGCUGACGCACACAAACGUACACAAGCUUUCUCAAAUCCCUUCCCCUGUUACAUAUUCAAGAGGACCAGGAAAUGUGCAUUGAAUGUAUUACACGGGAUUUAUUGUUCACCACAUUUCUGUUUGCCUUAAAGGGAUUGUUUUUGAGACUGAUUCUUUCAUAUAUUCAGUGACCCCAGGCAAAUUGAUCUGUUCAUAUAUUUCCCACUGUAUUUUCUCUGUCAAUUCACUUUUUCGAAGUUUGUUAUUUAUUUCAUUGACAUGACGGGCCUCUGAAAGUUUAGAAAGCAUCCGGUUUCAGAGGUUAGACUUGAUUCCUCUCAUUUCUCACAGAGACUCUGUGAUUAGAUGAAUAAUGUACAUUUUAAAGAGAAGGAAUUUCUGAAGAAAUAUGUCAUAUAUCGUCUUAUAUCUAUCUGGGUCAACAAACAGAAUUUUUCCCACAGCUGCCUUUCUUCAGGAUUUCUGAACCGAUCACCCAAACUUUCACGUUAAAAGCUCCACAAGCUUUGACAGACUGUACAUGUAUAUGAGGUUCUGUGAGAUGUUCAGAAAAUGGUGCUCCGAGUAGACUGUUUAGGACCAUUUUCAAAAAAAAGAAAUGUAAUACUAACCCCCAUUUCUUUCUUUUAUAAUAGUAUUGAUCUGUUUCAUGCUUUUAUUUUUAAAGAAAUGAAAAGAAAAAACAAGCCUUGUUUGCAUUUUCUGCAAGAAAUUGUGAAAUAACAACGAGAAAUUGAUUUUAUUUGCCAUUGAAUUUAUUGACCAUUGUCACAGAGAAAAAGGAAUACUUCUUCAGACCAUGCCCAAGUGUCCUCCACAUUUAUUGGCACCCCUUGUAAAGAUGUGUAAGAAUGCAUUUGUAUUUUAUUCUGCAAGUGUUAUUUUUGAAAUAAUUUCUAAAAUAAAAAUACUCUCUCUAAUUAGAUUGAAAACAAUUAAAACAUUUUUUUUUGUUUUGUUUUUUUUUACAAAAAUACCAGUGCCACACUUAGUGGUAACUCUUGUAUUUCCUUGAAAUAAACAUAAAUGAAUUGUUUUACCAUUUGUACUUUACUCUACAAAGUUGCUAAGAGUGUUUAGGAACUUUUCAUGUUUGAACAAUGACUUUCAGUCAGAUAAAGUCUUUGUUAUACCAUGUUUGAAACAAAUUGGUGUAAAUUAUGUCAUUUUGCAUGUGAAAUUUGCCCAAAUCAACACGAAAAUAGUUCACCUGACAAAAAAAUUGCCUACCUCUUUCCAUUUCUAUUUAGUGAAAUUUCUAAUUAGACAGCUGACUAUUGGUGAAUCUAAGUUGAGUCCAGAUCCAGACAAGUACAUAAACUGAGUAGUUUUAGGUCUGAUCAUCAUGGCUCUCCUCUCAAGCUGCCCUCCUGCCACUGCACACAAAAUUUUCCCUAACACAUUUUAUGUUCCUUAUCUGUCUUUGAGAAGUGUGCACUCUCUUAACAUAUUCUCUUAAUGCUAUCUAGCAAAAUCAAUACUAUAUUUGACAUUGCACAUCAAAUGAAAGAAAAAAAGCCACCAUUUCUAGCUUUUGUAGAUUUAUAUCUGUUUGUAAAAAUGUCUUUAAAGCAUUUCUUUUUCUGUAUGAGAAGAGUGACACUGUACCAUAGGAACUCUGUGUAUACCCUGCCCUGUGGAGCAGACUAUGAGUUAUAUAAAUAUAUAUAUUUUUUGCAAGUGGCACCACUGUUAAGAAAUAACAAUUUUAUAAUGCAAGCACCUGCUUAUGUCAAUCACAACAUUGCAGCAUUUUUUAUAACAGUAAACAUGAUUUAUUCCCGUUUCUUUUGAAUGACUGUGUAAUUUAUGGUUUAUAGACAACAUCAUCAGAAAUAAAUGGCUUGUCUAUAAUCAUCAGCAGGUAUUCUCUGUAGCACAUUUAGACCUGAUAACACCUGGACAUGAUGAUUAAAGCUGAUAAUUUAUGCCACUGGCCAUCUUUCUAGAUUUUUAAUCUGCAGUUUUACAAAUGUUUUUAUAUGAAGCCAACUGUUCUUUGCUCUGUUGUUCAAAUAUUUGCCUGAUUUGGACUAGAGACUAUAAAUGCGGUUAACGCUGAGCUAUUUAAAGUCUUUCAAACAAUAUUAACUACAGACGAAUGUUGUAAAGCUGUGGUCGGUAUCUUGACUGUUCAUUUUGUUUACCUCCUGACUGUAAUCUGUAUCAGUCAUCAAAAUAAAUAACAAAAAACGAA
This is a messenger RNA of Xiphophorus hellerii (green swordtail), 8849 nucleotides long. Its product is annotated as latent-transforming growth factor beta-binding protein 2. The record is from RefSeq and is a predicted model, not a curated record. Gene Ontology annotation, molecular function: calcium ion binding. The coding region runs from base 410 to 6529 and encodes 2039 amino acids. The transcript is spliced from 41 exons. NCBI's taxonomy places the organism in Eukaryota, Metazoa, Chordata, Actinopteri, Cyprinodontiformes, Poeciliidae.